Molecule: messenger RNA, 809 nt
Organism: Zingiber officinale
Lineage: Eukaryota; Viridiplantae; Streptophyta; Magnoliopsida; Zingiberales; Zingiberaceae
Product: 30S ribosomal protein S20, chloroplastic-like
Exons: 3
Coding region: 88-657 (189 amino acids)
Biological process (GO): translation
Cellular component (GO): ribosome; small ribosomal subunit
Molecular function (GO): structural constituent of ribosome; small ribosomal subunit rRNA binding
Source: RefSeq, a predicted model, not a curated record
ACAUGAAAUGCUGCAAUUUGUAGAUAGAUAAGAGAAUAAGAUACCAAGGGGACGUUUUGGUAAGGGAAGCAAAGCAGAACGAAAGCCAUGGCCGCGGUGGCUGCUGCUGCUUCUUCUUCGUGCCUUAUUCUUCCUUACAAGCUCCAACCCUGCCCUUCCUCCUUCCUAAUCACCAGCAGAAGCGCCGGCACGUCUAUACGCCGCUCCAAGUGCCCCCUCGCCUUCGCCUCUACUCUCUCCCUCGCCGCUUUCCCUCCCGGCCUUCUGAGCGCGGUGGAGAAACGCAGGGCGCCUCCGCCGGGGAGGCCCACUGUUGUCUGCGAGGCGGUGCCUAAGAAAUACGACUCCGCGACCAAGAGGGCUCGUCAGGGCGAGAAGCGCCGGAUCUACAACAAGGCCCGAAAAUCCGAGAUCCGGACUCGAAUGAAAAAGGUGCUGGAAUCCCUCGAUGAGCUGAGGAAGAAAAGUGAUGCACAAUCCGAGGAGCUACUCCCAAUUGAAAAACUCAUCGCAGAGGCCUUUUCUGUGAUCGACAAAGCUGUUAGGGUAGGCACUUUACACAGAAAUACUGGGGAUCGUCGCAAGUCUAGGCUUUCAAGGCGGAAGAAAGCAGUGGAAAUUCAUCAUGGCUGGUACGUACCAGCUGCAGCUAGCUAAUGUUUUGGAGUUUGGAGUAUGAACGUUUUCUGAAAGGUCAAUCUUUUGUUGUAGUUGUUAUUUUCUUUGUGAAGAAUGUUUUGAGUUGGCUUAAGCUUUACCAUCCCGUGUACAACUAAACAGAAACAACUGGAAGAAGAGAUUAAUCCUAA